AUGAUCUUCGUCGACUUUGCUCGACAGAAUCCUGCCCUCCUUCUCACUCUCCUCGUCAGCUUUUCGGUCUACUCUCUCGUCCAUCAUUAUCGCAGCCCGUUGCGGAAGGUUCCUCCUGGACCCAGAGGAUGGCCACUCAUUGGAAAUGCUCUCGAUUUGGGCGGGCCGCAGCUUUGGCUCAAGUUGACUGAGUGGCGGGAGACGUAUGGUGAUAUCAUAUACCUCAACGCGGCAGGCCAGCCCGUCGUUAUCCUCAACUCUCCCAAAGCAGCGGCAGGCCUUCUCGAUAAGCGGGCAGGGAACACCUCUAAUCGCCCACGCAAUAUCGUCGGAUCUGAGAUGCUGACCGGGGGACUUUUCAUGCCCCUUAAGUCUCCCAGUGACGUAUGGAGACGCAUGCGUCACGCUACUCACGAGGAACUUUCGAAAUCAUCCUCCACUGCCUACCAACCCAGCCAAAUGGCAGAAUCCGUCUCUCUUGCUCUGGACCUUCUCCGUUCUCCAUCGCAGUGGCUUCUAAAUAUACAGCGCGCCAAUGGAGCCUUCAUCAUCAAUCUCCUCUUUGGUUCCAAUCCAGACACAUCGGACAUUGACACCAGAAUUGCUGCGAUCAACGAUUUCACGAAGAGGUUGACCAUUGCAUUGUUGCCUGGAUCACAUUUGGUUGAAUUCUUCCCUUGGAUGAAGUAUAUACCUGCUAGAUUUGCAGAAUGGAAGCGAGCGGCGCUCAAUUCGUUCAAGACUGACUCAGUCACAUUCGAAAGAAUGACGGCUCCUGUAUAUGCCGGCCUCGCAAGGGGUGAGGAACCUUCCAGCCUCUUGGGUCGCAUCUCCAAGGACCCAGGCCGGUAUAACCUGUCUUUAGGCGAGAGUUCCUGGAUCGCUGUGGCGAUGUAUGCCGCAGGCGCAGAAACAACCACUAGCAUCAUGGCAUGGUGGAUGCAAGCCAUGGUUCUCCAUCCUGAUGCCCAAGUUCGCGCCCAAGCAGAGUUGGAUGCUGUAGUGGGAAGAGCUCGUGUUCCUACGUUCACGGACUACGAGCAUUUACCGUAUAUCAGGGCUAUGGCUAAGGAGGCACUUCGAUGGAGGCCAGUAGUUCCACUCGGCGUCCCCCAUGCUUCCAGAGCAGAUGACUACUACGAAGGCCACUUCAUUCCCGCGAACUCCUUGAUCAUCGCCAAUGUAUGGCUUCUCAACAGAGACCCAGGCGUCUGGGGUCCGGAUGCUAUGGAAUUCAAGCCGGAGAGACAUCUAGACGAUCACGAGAAGAGAGUAGGUCCGCAGGAGGCGAAGGAGGAGGGCCACUUCACGUAUGGGUUUGGGAGGAGGGUUUGCGUAGGGAAACACGUCGCAAAUGUACGUAUAACACCCGUGGUUUUGACCAUCUCGAGCGGCGGGCUGAUCCGUUUCGGCGUGAUGCGUUGCAGAAUUCACUGUUUAUCGAGAUGGCGAUGA
Molecule: messenger RNA, 1455 nt
Organism: Stereum hirsutum FP-91666 SS1
Lineage: Eukaryota; Fungi; Basidiomycota; Agaricomycetes; Russulales; Stereaceae
Product: cytochrome P450
Exons: 8
Coding region: 1-1455 (484 amino acids)
Molecular function (GO): iron ion binding; monooxygenase activity; oxidoreductase activity, acting on paired donors, with incorporation or reduction of molecular oxygen
Source: RefSeq, a predicted model, not a curated record